Molecule: messenger RNA, 5042 nt
Organism: Homalodisca vitripennis (glassy-winged sharpshooter)
Lineage: Eukaryota; Metazoa; Arthropoda; Insecta; Hemiptera; Cicadellidae
Product: transmembrane 7 superfamily member 3-like
Exons: 8
Coding region: 170-1849 (559 amino acids)
Source: RefSeq, a predicted model, not a curated record
GUUGUAUGUGUAUACUGUAUAGUGAGAGUAGGUGUGAUGUGUACUUUGUAUGGUCGGCCUUCAGUGAUAAUGCCUUUGAAUUACUCGUUUUAUAUUGGAUUGCCAUAGCAUUUAAUAAAAAGUUAUUUUCCAUUUUUAAUUAUCAAUUUAUCGUAAAAUAAAAGACACCAUGAUGUGCAAGUUAGGAAUCAGCUGUUUAUUGUUUAUGUGUUUCCUAACCUCAAUUACUUAUGGAGAAAAUGCAACUUCAUCUAAGAAAAGAAAAAUCUCCCAGGAUGUAUUUCUGUCAUUCAAACAAACAGAUAUGUUACCCACUCUCCCAAAUGAUGAGGACAUUCUGGAACAAACAAGUGAACUACAACCCAAUAUCGUCUAUUAUUUGCAUGUACAGUUCAUCCCAAGUUGGGUACAGUUCAUAAUUUUACAAACCCACGCUUAUCUGCACAACGUGUCUCUGGGAUAUAGCAUGGAGAUGUUAUCCAACAAGUCUGUGACAGGGCAGAAUAUUGGUCUUGCUGCAAAUGUUACUUCAUCGAGGACUGCACAGUUUUUCCUGGAAAAUGAUAACCCUUUCAAUGUAACUGUUUUGAUUGCUGUUGUGGCUUACAACAAAAAUGCGCCACUACCAGGAGGAUGCAACAUGGAGUUUGAGGAGUUUGAGACAGCUCCGUGGCUGCGAGUGAACGUGAGCGGAGCCAUGGUAUCAGUGAGCAGCCAGCCUGCCCAGGGGCCUAUCACGUGGGGUGCUAUGGACUCAUGUAAUCUGCCCACUCUGCGUUAUCAGUCCUACCAUCUCUUCUUACCAGAAAAGGACUUCCAGGUCAACACUUAUUUUGACUACAUUCGGAGAAUGAUCACAGUGAAGAGGAUAUUACAGAAUGGAAGAUUGGUACCAGACUUCAGUGGAGAAAUGAUGCACAAGUACAGUGCCUACCACGGCACAGGUUCAGUAUACGCGACUAUUGUAUCCACCAGUUCUGUCAGCGUUCAGCAGCAUGCAGCGUAUGUACCUGCACUCACGUACACCUGCAGCCCAGCGCAGUACACUGACACCUGCCAGGUGCUCACAUCAACCUUCUCUAGAUCACUCUGUGCGCUGGUGCUCUUCAUCGGGCUGUUUGUCUGCCUCUUCGGACAUUCCUUCUUCCAGACAGAGCUGUUCCUGAUGAGUACACUGAUGGGAGCCAUAAUUACCUACAUUGUCGUUGCACCUCUCGGCAUGACAGACUCAACUAAUGUGGUGCUGGCUACCGUGGGUGGUAUCACGAUUGCCAACUUCUGGCUGUUGCUGUGGUGGAUUAUUGGGUCUCCCCUGUUCUCCCUCAUAAUGGCAACACUGUCCCUUGGCUUCCUCUGUGCAUCGCUCGUCUUCUACACCCCUCUAGGUGACAACCCUUACAUGGUGAGCAACGUCAACUACUGGCUUGCGUUCAUCUGCUGUAUGCUGGUCGUCGCUGUCGUGUUCGCUCCAUACACCAACAGAGUGAACAUUCUGGCUUGUAGCGUUGUCGGCUCGUACGCCGCCAUCGUGCCUGUGGACCACUAUAUCGGCGCCAAUCUCAAGUUCAUCUUCAUCAACACCAUGCGCAGAGCAACUGUCUCCGGCUUCAACCAGGCUAUCAUUGACCCCCCAUUUCAGGCAAAAGAUGGUGUUUUGGUUCUCAUUUGGGUGGUGCUGGCUGUAGUGGGUUAUGUCAUGCAGUCUCAGAGGUUCGGAGACAAGCCAGUGUUCCCCCGCUCCCCCCACCAUUGGGGCUCAAUACCCCCCACCCCCCGCCGACCCUCCCUGGUGUCCGAGGAGCGCCCUCUGCUGUACGGCUCCCCUGGUGCUAACAACGUCUUCUCGUAGUUCCCCAAGUAUAGCAUUAAAAUAGUCUUAUAAUGUUGUUGUUUUAAAAUUAAUAUUUUAUUUUUAAUGUUUUUGGUUUUUUAUAAUAAUAAUAACCAUUUCAAUUAUAAGUGUUGGUAAAUUUAUAAAUAAUUUGAUCAACUAUUUGAAAUUUGUUUAACUGUAUUUCUAAAUAAUGUAAAUAUAUUCAUAAAUGUAUCCUUGGUCAAACAUUAUAUUUAACAAAUUGUAGUUGUAUGUAUAUUUAGUUCUUGAAAAUGUAUCGUCUUCAUAAAUUUGUCGCCAAAUUUCAGGUAUUUAAUUGCAGUCGAUGGGUUCUAUUAUAUUAACUCCUGGCCAAAUUCAUAGAAAAACUUUUGAAUUUAUAUAAUGUUGGCAUUAAUCUUUCUCAGUCCUGCUGGUAACAUUGUUUAAUGCGUUAUUAUUGACAGCUCCUACUCCAUUUUUAAGAAAAACAUUUGCAAUGAUUAGUGCAAUUUUUGGACUUUACUUACGGGUGAUGAUAGCAAUAGAUAGUUUAUCACCAGUACCACUAAUACUAGUCUAGUGGUUGGACUGACAGGAACAGUAGUGUUUGGUGAUGUAGCAGAGUUAGCGUUCUUGUGUCCUUUAGGUAACUGUACCACAUAUAGAUAGGUAAAGGAUUAAACAGGGUUUGAGUACAAGUGAUUAUCGUUACAGACUCAUUUCAUUUUUUAAUCAAACUGAAAUGUUGAACACAAUAAUAUAAUAAUAGCAUAAUUAAGGCUGUUUGCUUGCUAAUUAUUAGUAAUAAUUUUUAGAAAUUAUUAUUUUUAUUUUAGAACAUGAUUAUUUUCUGUUUUUGAUGACAAUAUGUGUAUUAUUUGUAUGCAUGCAAGAUUUGUUUUGUAAUGAAAACAGUAAAGGAUAACAUCUCCUUUAGAUAUAUCAUACUUUUAGUAUUAGUUAUGUGCAUUUAAGACAGGCUCUAAUAACAAUAGUGUUUCAAGUUGCUUCAGAGUGAGAUUCACCACUAGUAAAGUAAUAUACAUCAUAUUCAAUUCCUAGUUAAGUUUGUGAUGUUUUUGUAAUUUAUAAGUUGUUUUAUGCUCUAUAUAUGUGUUCAAAUAUUUUGUGAAAAAUGUGCAAUUGCAAUGCUUGUAUAUAAAUCUCCAGCAUUAUGUCCGAAGUAGUUCUUUUCAUUACUUCCCAAAGAGUGUUGGAAAUGAACAGAGAAAUUCAAAAUACUCUGUAUGGAACAUUCAGCAUUUUAUAUUUUACACUGCUAACUACUCCUUAACUUUCAAUUUGGCUAGUUAUUUAUUGUGCAUAAACCGUGUUUUAAUAUGAACUCUUGCAGUAUAUUGCAUUUUUUGCUUUAUUUCAAACUAAUACGCCAAUUGAAAAGUUAAGCUCCAAUUUUUUAUAUCCAUAUAUAAACAUUCUAUAAUUACUGUUUAUUUCUCAUUAGAUAUUCACAAUUUCUGAUCACUGUUUUACAAAGUAAUUUCCUAAAAAGCAAAAUUAGUAUAUGAUUUGAAAAAUGUCCUGUUGAAAACCUUUUUCGUGUACAAUUUGUGAAUAUUGCUAUAGGAAAGAUUUUUUUUUUUCAAAAUUAUUACAAAAAUUAAAAUUUUAUGUUUUGUACAAUUUUAAACUGCUAAAUGCAGCAACAAUAACUUCAUUAACAUUUUUGGUAUACAUUUUGAGACAUCAGUGAAUAGUGAAAAGUAGAUAAAAAAGUAGAAUAAUGUCCAAAGAGGCAGUAAUAAUAAUUUAGUCAAAUUUUGAGUACCUGUGUAGGAUUUUUAAUUUCAUGAUGUUUGCUAUCUUCACCGAGAAAUAAUGAAGAUAAAAUUAUAAUUUAAUAAAUAUUUUCAACCUAAAUAUAUUUAUUUUAGAAUAAUCAUUCUCUGGAUAAAGAAAAACUUCCUCAUAAAUUUCAGGCUUAUUUUACAACUUUGAUUGUUUUGUAAAAUAAACUCAAAUUUCUAGUUAUGGAAAAACAUGAAACGUUACAACCACCAUGUUUUAUUUUUCUUGGGUAUUUUUCCUUUAAAUAUAUUGAAUUUUUUCCUAUGAAACCCAAAUUCAUAAUUACAUAAAAAGUUAUAAAUUGACAUUUUUAUAGAUUUUAAAACUUCUAAUAUAGAAUAUUUUAAACUAUUUUCCUACGUAUCAAUAUUCAUUGAUUACGUAGCAAGUAUCCCGAUAUUAAUACACUAGAUGCGGACAGUACAGACAGAAAACAACUUUUCAUAAACUAUACUUUUAUUAGCCACAUUUUACUCACUCACAAAUUGAGCUUGAAUGAUGUGUGAGUGAUGCUACAAGAGAGACAUGUAAUAUGUAAAUGUUGGUGCGAAGCUACGGUACAGAGGUUCGAAAUGUACCGUUAGAUUAUAUUAACAGAUGUAUCUGUGAGUCUUUCAACAAUGUUGCUUAAGCUAGUCUAAGCCGGUGUGAAAAUGGCCUUGAAUAUAUUAAAGCACUUUUUUGUAUUCCAGUUUUUCUUAAAUAGAAUUUCUAUUAUCUUGGAAUGUGCUAUAAACUUGUUUUGGACAUUUAUCUAUUUUUUAAAGUACACAAUUUGUAUUUAUCUUUUUAAUUUUGCGUUGCAAACAAUAUUUGUGUCUAAAUAUAAUCAUGUAACUUUUAAAACAAAUUAUUAGGGAUUAUUUUUAUAACACACUAAAAUAUAUCUGCCUGUGGAAAAAAUAAUUGCCAGUUCCAGAAUAUAAAAUGAUAUUCUUAUUAUAUAUGAACAAUUUUUUAAACACAGAAAUUUAAUUAUUAAAAUUUAGAAUAAUACGAAUUUGGGUACCCUUACAUAAAACAUUUUGUUAAUUGUAGUGAUAUAUUGAUAUAAUGAUCACAAUAUUAAAAAUCAACUUUAAGUGGGCUUUAAAAGUUUCAUUUUGCUGUUUAUAUUCUAUUCAACAAACUUCAAUUUUAAUUUUGAUUUAAAAUUUUUAACUUGUGAUUUGCACAAAUAUUUUGAUAGAGAAUUGCACAAAAAACAGGUUUAUAUAGUUAAACUUUCAAACAAUCUUCAUAACCCAAGGGAAAAAUUAUUAAAAGGUGAUUUGUUUUGAGUAAGAUUAUAUUAUUUUGUGCUUUACUAAAUACUUUGUUCGUUUUAGGUUUGUGUAUGUUAUAUAUAUCUAUAAUGUAUUGCAAAAUGUGAUAUUCUUCAGUAUAUUUGACAGGAUUAAACGUGUUAUUCUGUGGA